AUGCGCUGGCUCCUGCACCUCCUCCACUUACUCCUCUACAUCGAUACCUCUGUUGCUUUGAAUAGACAACAGACACGGUCGGAUACAAUGUUUUUAGCAAUGGUUUGUCAGGAAGAAUGCGAAGUUCAAAUAAGAUUCUUGGAACACCGAUCCGUGAAUGAGUCACAUUCUCCAUAUGAGUUCACAAUGGUUUCCAACAAUGGAUCUCUUCAUGAAACGACUAUGGAUGUUCCAGAAGAUGUCAAUGUCAUUGAAUUCCUCUACACAGUUCCAGAAGACGAGAAUGGAACAUCUACUGUGGAGUCUGAUAUCUGGGAUCUAAACUUCUCAGAAACUUAUUUUCAUUCCACUGGAUCCCUCCAAGUUGUCGGAAAUUUGCCAUGUGGCAAAUACGGUUGCCCUCAGAAUCCCCUCUGCGACGGUGGCUGCAGAUUCACAGUCAUAGCUUCUCUCGCUGCAUUUUGUCUCUCAAUUCUAGCUGGUCUUAUCCUUCAAACCGUCUAUGUUUCCUUCCUCGGAUUCCGUAAAAAUCGGAAAGAGCUAGAGCUUCGAGACACUCUUCGUUUGACUGAAUCUGCUGAACCCUCCCAUUAA
Messenger RNA from Caenorhabditis remanei, 594 nucleotides. RefSeq lists its product as uncharacterized. NCBI's taxonomy places the organism in Eukaryota, Metazoa, Nematoda, Chromadorea, Rhabditida, Rhabditidae. The transcript is spliced from 3 exons. Bases 1 to 594 code for a protein of 197 amino acids. The record is from RefSeq and is a predicted model, not a curated record.